UGUUCCAAACACCACCUCAUUUCCCACUUUGUCACUUUAAUAACACUGAUCAUGAUCUUCGUUUUCGGCCCUCCUAUAUAAUUACAUGCUAUCUGGCUCCAAGGCUCUGUCAUUCAGUACUCCACUCACCACAUAUGGGAAUGAGCAGCAUGAAGGUGCAUCAGUUCGCACGUGGACUCUGGGAACACGAACCCUCCCUCACGCUUGGCUGCACCAAACGCUUACGCCCUCUUGCUCCCAGACUGGCCAACACGGCCGCCACCUCCGACACUACUACCACCCUCGCUCCUUUCGAUCUCAAGAGUUUCAUCAGACCUGAAAGUGGCCCCAGAAAACUUGGAUCUUCUAACCAGCUUCAGGAGAAGAAAGAUUCCCCUCACCCUCAGGUAGAGACGCACCCAGGAGGGACACGCUGGAACCCUACGCAAGAACAGAUAGGGAUACUAGAAAUGUUGUAUAGAGGAGGAAUGCGCACUCCUAAUGCACAACAAAUAGAGCAAAUCACGGCUCAACUUGGCAAGUACGGCAAGAUCGAAGGCAAGAAUGUGUUUUACUGGUUCCAGAAUCACAAGGCACGCGAGAGGCAGAAGCAAAAACGCAGCAGCCUUGGCCUCAGCCACUCUCCAAGAACACCGACUUCUGUAAUUACCACCCUGGGAGAAGUAGUGGUGGAAAGAGAGGAAGAUAAUCCGUACAAGAGAAAGGGUAGGAGCUGGGAAUUUGAUUGCUUGGUAGAAGGUGAUCAUAGUAGUAGUACAAGUAGUGUAGUAUGUAAGCUCGACAACGACGACGCCAUUGAGGGAGGUAGAACUCUGGAGCUCUUUCCAUUACAUCCAGAAGGAAGAAGAUGAUGAGAUCUGCUUAUUUGACACUGGCAUGUGCUUUCCUUCUUUUCUUAUUUCGGGAAAGAAGAAAGGCAAGCAAUUGUCUCUUAAUUUGUACUGAAUGCCAUGCUUCAACUUCUACCUUUUGAACCAAAAGCACUUUUAUUCCAAGCUA
Molecule: messenger RNA, 999 nt
Organism: Pyrus x bretschneideri (Chinese white pear)
Lineage: Eukaryota; Viridiplantae; Streptophyta; Magnoliopsida; Rosales; Rosaceae
Product: WUSCHEL-related homeobox 4-like
Exons: 3
Coding region: 135-851 (238 amino acids)
Biological process (GO): phloem or xylem histogenesis; procambium histogenesis; cell division
Cellular component (GO): nucleus
Molecular function (GO): DNA-binding transcription factor activity; DNA binding
Source: RefSeq, a predicted model, not a curated record